AUGGCAGCUUUAGCACGUGCCCUUCCAACUCCCCUUCACAAUCCUAUGCCUCAAUAUGAGGAUAUCCCUUCUCCCGCUCCUCAAAGUAACGUAUCUGCAGGACCUCAAUUACCCAAAUAUGGAAGUAGGAAAGGAUGGAAACCUAAGACCGUCAUAGAUUUCAAUGGUGGAGGAGCUUAUCCCGAGUGUCAUGUCGCUCAAUAUCCUUUGGAUAUGGGCAGGAAGAAAGCGGCUGGAACCACUUUGGCACUUCAAGUUGAUCAAGAUGGGACUGUAAGAUAUGAUGCUAUAGCUCAACAUGGUAGAGGCGCUGGAUCAAAAGUGCAAUCUAGUUUCAAAGAUCUCGUACCAUUGGCAAAUCGAACUGAUGUGUCAGACAAAGAAAGAGAGAUGGAAAGACCUGAUGCAUCUGAAAUCAACGAAACUGCCGAAAGAACCAGAUUAGCUUUAGAAAGAAUAACGCAUGGUAAAAUCAAAGCAGCUCAACCUAAACAUGUACCUAAAACGAACAAUGAUGCUUCAUACAUCCGAUAUACUCCUGCUAAUCAAGGAUCCGGAGAAGGUAAACAGAGAAUCAUAAAAAUGACAGAAGUUCAAGAAGAUCCGUUAGAACCUGCACGAUUUAAACAUAAGAAAAUACCCAGAGGACCCGCUGAGCCUCCUCCACCCGUAUUGCAAUCACCUCCAAGAGCCGCAACUGCUCAAGAUCAAAAAGAUUGGAUGAUCCCUCCCUGUAUCUCAAAUUGGAAAAAUAACAAAGGUUAUACAGUACCAUUGGAUAAACGAUUGGCUGCGGAUGGAAGAGGUUUACAAGAUGUUCAUAUCAAUGAUAAUUUCGCAAAAUUCUCUGAAGCUCUAUAUGUCGCUGAUAGACAUGCAAGAGAAGAAGUAAGAGCAAGAUCUCAAAUGCAACAAUUAUUAGCUCAAAAAGAAAAAGCUCAAAAAGAAGAAAAUCUAAGAUUAUUAGCUCAAAGAGCAAGAGAAGAGAGAUCAGGUAUAACUUCUUCUGCAGCUGGCGCAAGCGCUAGUGGACCACCUAAAGAAUUAGGUAUGGGACUAGGUGGUUAUGCUUCCGGUUCUGAUUCAGGAUCAGCAAGUGGAGAAGAUGAAUCUGAUGACGAAGAUAAAGCUAGCGAUGAAGACGAAGAAGCUAUCAGAGAAAGAGAACAAGUCAGAGCAGAAAAGAGGAAAGAGAGAGAAAAGGAAAUGAGAAUGAGUAAUAUGGGUAGUGAAAUGAGGUCUAAAAUGUUGGCCAAAGAAGCGAAUCGAGACAUUUCAGAAAAGAUUGCACUGGGAUUAGCGAAACCAUCAGCAUCCAAAGAAACUUUACUUGAUUCAAGACUGUUCAACAGAGAAUCACUAUCAACUUCGUUCGCAUCUGAAGACACUUACAACCUGUAUGAUAAACCAUUGUUCCAAGGUUCUUCAGCAGCCGCAGCCAUAUACAAAUCUGCUAAUUCAGGUAAAGGAAAUGAUGAAUCAUAUGGUGGAGGAACAGAAGAUGGUAUCAGAGCAGAAUUGGAAAAAGAUCGUUUCGCACUUGGAAACGCUACUCGAGGAUUCGAAGGUGCAGAUUCAAAUGAACAAAGAGAAGGUCCAGUCCAAUUCGAAAAGGACACUAUCGUAACUUUAGAUGGUGCAUCAGAUCCCUUUGGUGUAGAACAAUUCAUGGACGCCGCUAGAAAAGGUGGUAAGAGAACUGCUGAAGAUAGGGAAGAGGAAAAGAGGAAAAGGCAAAGAGAUGAAUAA
Messenger RNA from Kwoniella shivajii, 1749 nucleotides. RefSeq names its product pre-mRNA-processing protein 45. Lineage: Eukaryota; Fungi; Basidiomycota; Tremellomycetes; Tremellales; Cryptococcaceae. Gene Ontology annotation, biological process: mRNA splicing, via spliceosome. The transcript has 5 exons. The record is from RefSeq and is a predicted model, not a curated record. Bases 1 to 1749 code for a protein of 582 amino acids. Gene Ontology annotation, cellular component: spliceosomal complex.